AUGAAGGUCCUCGUACUCGGUGCCUCUGGCUUCAUCGGCCUCCCCGUCGCGCUCGCCUUUGCGCGUAAUGGACACAUCGUUUACGGCACGACUCGUGACGGCAAGGCUGCCCGCCAGCUUGCCAAGCACGAAAUUGUUCCCCUCAUCUGCCCCGCCAACGGUGCUCACGGCGUGGCCGUGUGGGGCAAGAUUGCUGGCGACGUUGAUGUUGUCAUUGACACCAUCCGCUCCAUGGAUGCUGAACAGCCGCUUGGCGCUCUUCGUGCCAUCGAGGCUGUCGCUGGUCGCGGCACCCCGGGCACCCGCAUCACGUACAUUUACACGGGCUCGACCUGGAGCCACAUGAAGGGCUCUGGUGGCCUCGACACCUGGAGUAGCGAACAGAACCCGCACUCCAACACCCUCGACGGCGCAUGGAGGCGCGAGGUCGAAGAAGCUGUUCUUGGCAGCGACAAGGUCAAUGGUAUCGUGAUCCGCCCUGCGGUGUUGUACGGGCGCUCGGGAUCGAUGCUCGAGCCCUUCCUCCUCGCGCCGGCAUACGAUGCCGCCAAGUCCAGUGGUACAUUUGACGUCAUUGGCCUCAACGACACGCGCCUCCUCAUGGUUCACCAGGAUGACCUGGCGGACCUUUACCUCCGUGCUGGCGAGCGGGGCCCUCUCCUCAAGGGCAACGCUUUCGUCGGCGCCAACCCCCAGUCCGAGCGCUGGGUGGACAUCCUCGACGCCGUGGUCCGCGUCUCGGGCGCCAAGGGCUACAGGCUCCGUGCGCCAGCCGAGAACAUGCGUGAGUCGGAGUCGGGCUUCCCGUCUUCACCCACCACGCGUACACCCAUGAUCCCCAUGGGUGUCGUGCCGAGCGUCGUAGCAAGCAGUGCAAGUGUGAAUGGGAACGGGAACGAGACCGGGGUUGCGGUCGCGGCUGGGAACGCGCAGAGCACGCACCGUAGCACCUUGAGCGUGGACGCAGACGUCCCUACCCUGGGGCUGUCUCCUCCUGCCUCGCCGUCGCCGCUCACUCGGCGCACGUCCAUGCCCACGUCGCCGUCUCCGCUCGGCGGCGUGGCUGGUCGUGAAGCCCACGAGGCGCACCAGGCCCGUGAGCGCGCGUACAGUGGCACUGGGUCGAGCGAUCUUUCGCGCUCCCCCGUAGCUUUCACCUCGUCCUCGCUGUGGCCCGUGACGGAGACGCUGCCACUGCCGAUCCCCGGUGCCCAGGCCCAACCCCAUACGCUCUCCCCGCGGGCGUCGGCCGCGUCCCUCACUUCUAUCGCUUCAAGCGUUUCCGCAACGUCUGCGUCGAACCGGGGUGGCUCGGGACUGGGGUGGGGACUGGCCAUGGAAGCUGCUUGGGCCAGCACGACCAACCUCCGCCCCACUCUCGCCCACAGCCUCACGGGCUGGAGCCCACGCAAGCCCGGUCUCGUGGACGGAAUGGACCUGUACUGGGCGGCAUUCGCCGCGCACUACGAGUUCAAGAAGAUCAUCCCGGCAUGGGACCUUCCCGGUGUUCAACCCCCGCAGCGCGUCACCAUCGGCUGCAGCCACGGCAACUAG
Messenger RNA from Apiotrichum porosum, 1554 nucleotides. RefSeq lists its product as uncharacterized. NCBI's taxonomy places the organism in Eukaryota, Fungi, Basidiomycota, Tremellomycetes, Trichosporonales, Trichosporonaceae. The coding region runs from base 1 to 1554 and encodes 517 amino acids. The record is from RefSeq and is a predicted model, not a curated record. The transcript is spliced from 7 exons.